UUUUGUGAAGACUUAGAGUGAAGUGAUUCAAGUGAAGCAACAAACACUGUGAUUUCGUCAUGUACGUUAUUUGACAAACAUGCUUUCUAGGUCAGAUUUCAAUUUCCCAAUUUAUCUCUCUUACUCUUCAUUUUUCAUCCAUUCUCUGUAACUCUCAACAUUCAAUUAUCUUGUACAAAUUCAUGUUUGGUUCUAUGGCAAUAAAGCUCCAAUCUUUGACACAUCACACUCGAUUCCUCAAAUGGGUUUAUCUAUCUUCAACUAGCAUUCAACAUAUUUCACAAACCAUUGAAAUUGUAAACCCCAAUUAUGAUUUCGACCAAAAUAUUAACUUUUUGAGGAAUAAUCUUGCCCCAGAUAAUUUAAUCCAAGUUUUGAACCGUACAAGUGAUUUAAGCUCAGCAGUGAAGAUUUUCAAAUGGGCUUCAAUACAGAAGAGUUUCCACCACACCUCUAAUACAUAUUUUGAGAUCAUUUUAAAACUGGGUUUAGCUGGAAAUGUUCUAGAGAUGGAGGAUUUUUGUCAUAACAUGGUGAAGAACAGGUUUCCAGGUGUUGAAUUAGUUCUUGUAUCAUUGAUUCAUAUGUUUGUUAAGCAUGGUAGAAUUAAAGAAGCGUUAAUGGUCUUAGAGAAUAUGAAUUCGGGGGGUUAUAAGCCCCCGGUUGAGGUUUUUAAUGCUUUGUUAUGUGCUCUUGUGCAACAAGAAAGUAGAGAUUUUCAAAAUGCUUUGUUUGUUUAUAAAGAGAUGGUGAAGGCAGGAGUGUUACCCACGGUCGACACUUUGAAUUAUUUGUUGGAGAUAUUGUUUACAAUUGAUCGGGUUGACCUUGCUUUGGAUCAAUUUAGAAGAAUGAACAAUAAAGGAUGUAGUCCAAAUAGUAAGACCUUUGAGAUACUUGUAAAGGGUCUGAUCGAAAAUGGUCGAGUUGACGAAGCUGUUACUGCUUUAGAGCAAAUGCUCGAACUCGAAUGUCAACCGGAUUUGAGUUUUUACUCCUGCACCAUACCUCUCUUUUGUAGGGAAAAUAGAGUAGAGGAGGGAGUGAAGUUGUUUAGAAGGAUGAAAGAUUCUGAUCUCGUGCCGGAUUCGUUUGUUUAUGAGGCUCUAAUACAGUGUCUGUGCAAAAACUUGGAGAUGGAUUCCGCGGUAUACCUUAUAAAUGAAAUGAUAGGAAGUGGUAUACAACCGAAUGAAAAUGUUUUUGUUGAUAUGAUAAAUUGCUAUUGUGAAUUGGGGAAAAUAGACGAGGCUAUAGUGUUUUUAGAGGAUAAGCAAGUUAAUGAAACUGCUCCUUUCAAUGCAUUGCUUGAAGGUUGCUGCAAUGCUGGUAAAAUUCUCGUAGCAAAUGUUCUGCUGGAAACAAUGUCGGAGAGAUAUGUAGCAGAUUGUUUUUCUUGGAAUAUUCUCAUUAGAUGGCUUUGUGAGAAUGAAGCGACUGAGACAGCAUAUGCAUUUCUUGGCAGAAUGAUCAAAUUCUCGGUUGUUCUUGACUAUGCAACAUACUCAGCUCUUGUGGUUGGCAACUGUAGAUUGAGAAAGUAUGAUGAAGCAAUGGAACUAUUUCGUCGAAUUUGUGCAAGAUGUUGGAGUUUAGAUAUUGCCUCUUAUUCUGAGCUAGUAGAUGGUUUAUGUGAGAUCAACCAUCCCAAACACGUCAUUGAAGUGUUUUACUACAUGUCGACGAAGCAAUGCUCUCUUCAUUCCUUCUCCUUCAACAAGUUGAUAAAAUGUGUAUGUGACUCGGGACAGGUCAACAUAGCCGUAAAACUAUGGCAAUUAGCUUAUUGUUGUGGUAUUUCUUACUGUAAUGUCGCACAAACUACUCUCUUGCAUGAGUUGUCUAAAUUAGAUAACGCAAAAAGUCUGUUCGCAUUCCUCUCCCAAAUGUUGAUUGUUGGAGGCAACCUUGACAAAGAAGCAUAUUGUAUCCUUAUCCGUGGCAUGAUUAAACAAAAUCUAGUAAACGAAUGUGUUUUGUUUUUCAAUAUGAUGGUCAAUGAUGGUUUGAUACCUGAUCCAGACGAACUAUUCGAUCAACUUUCAUUCAUAGCAAAUCAUUCUCGGUUAUCUAUGAUUUCUAGUGCGAUUGAAAAAAUUUCCGACAGCAAAAAAUUGAGUUCAGCGGUCUAUAACUUACUGAUAACUGGCCUGUGGAAAGAGGGUAAGGAACUUGAGGCACAGGGAUUACUUGAUAUGAUGCUAAAAAAGGGUUGGCUUCCUGAUACAACCACUCAUAAAUUAUUGAUUGGGUCUGAUGUUAGAGAAGGAAAAAGUCAAGCAACAUUGUUGUUUGAUGAUUCUGAUUCUGUUAGCGAUAUACUUGCAGAAGGCCUUGGAGAUUCAUGAAACUUCAGCAUUCCAUGAAAGAAAUCUUAUUGCUUAGCACGCUAGUUUCAUAUCGCAGCUUUGUUCAUCGAGGAUUAUAUGUUCAUCAAGUCUUAUAGCGAUUAGAACUGGUGGAAAGAUGUUAGUUUCAUCAAUAUCAUUUUCCAUGUUACACUAGAUGACUUUUCAUUCUUCUAUUAUUCAUGAUAACCUUACAAUGCUACCAACUGAGUGAGCAAAAACUAAGUUCCCCAUGCAUGCUGCAGCACUUAACAGAAUCCAAGUUGCGCUUCAUCUGGUUUGGCUCAAGUUUAGACCAGAUCAAGGAAGGAGAGGGGCGAUGCUUACAGGUUUAUGCAAAUAGGCUGCUACACUGUUGUCCCUUCUGAAAUCUCUCAAUCUCUCCGAUGCCUGCGCUUCUACAAAUGUUUAUUGUGACUUCUCCAAAUACACCACAAGGUGAUAGCAAAGAGAUCUAUAGCUGCUGACUUGCAGUAGAACCUAACUUGUAAAGUGCAGUAGCAAAGCAAUCUGCACUUGAAAGAAUUAGGUCAAGCUCCUUCCAGCAAUUUAUGGCGAACUCGCAAUCACAACCAAAAAAGUAGGCCAAAUGUUCUCCUCCAGUCUUUGACAAACAAGCACAGAUAAGGAAUACCAUGAGCGCAAAGAUUAUUACACGAUGGAAGGCAAUUACGAGCAUCUCUUCAACAAAGAGUUCUUACUCUUGGAGGAGUCAACUUUGAUUCUAGAAAGAUACUAUUGAUUUAAACUUUAAGCUAUGAGCUUUUGAUUUUAUAAUUUAUUUUUAGACUUAAAUUUAUUAUCCAAUUCACUUUUACAUAAUCAUUUGACUUUCAACUUGUAGUUAUAAUCAAUUUUACACUAUCAAUUCAUUCAAAAUGGACAAA
Lathyrus oleraceus (garden pea) is the source of this 3235-nucleotide messenger RNA. RefSeq names its product pentatricopeptide repeat-containing protein At1g62910. Lineage: Eukaryota; Viridiplantae; Streptophyta; Magnoliopsida; Fabales; Fabaceae. The transcript is spliced from 2 exons. Gene Ontology annotation, molecular function: protein binding. The record is from RefSeq and is a predicted model, not a curated record. The coding region runs from base 183 to 2348 and encodes 721 amino acids.